This is a messenger RNA of Hippopotamus amphibius kiboko, 1844 nucleotides long. RefSeq names its product required for meiotic nuclear division 5 homolog B (gene RMND5B). The transcript has 10 exons. Gene Ontology annotation, cellular component: cytoplasm; GID complex; nucleus. Lineage: Eukaryota; Metazoa; Chordata; Mammalia; Artiodactyla; Hippopotamidae. The coding region runs from base 159 to 1340 and encodes 393 amino acids. The record is from RefSeq and is a predicted model, not a curated record. Gene Ontology annotation, molecular function: protein binding; ubiquitin protein ligase activity. Gene Ontology annotation, biological process: proteasome-mediated ubiquitin-dependent protein catabolic process.
CUUCGGGGAGCCGUUCCUCCCGGGGCGUCGCUCGAACUCACACGUCCCAUCCUGUUGCGACCCGGCCGAGCCGGAGGUCACCCGUUGAGGACGUGGGAGACAGGCAGGGCCAUUCGACUGAGGUCUUUUGAAGAGUGGGGCCUGACGCAGUGGCUGCCAUGGAGCAAUGUGCGAGUGUGGAGAGAGAGGUGGACAAGGUCCUGCAGAAGUUCCUGACCUAUGGGCAGCACUGUGAGCAGAGCCUGGAGGAGCUGCUGCACUACGUGGGCCAGCUGCGGGCUGAGCUGGCCAAUGCAGCCCUCCAGGGGACCCCUCUCUCAGCCACCCUCUCCCUGGUGAUGUCUCAGUGCUGCCGGAAGAUAAAAGACACCGUGCAGAAACUGGCGUCAGACCACAAGGACAUUCACAGCAGUGUCUCCCGAGUGGGCAAAGCCAUUGACAGGAACUUUGACUCUGAGAUUUGCGGUGUAGUCUCCGACGCAGUGUGGGACUCCCGGGAGAAGCAGCAGCAGACCCUGCAGAUGGCCAUCUUGGAGCACCUGUACCAGCAGGGCAUGCUCAGUGUUGCUGAGGAGCUGUGCCAGGAAUCAACCCUGAAUGUGGACUUGGAUUUCAAGCAGCCUUUCCUGGAGUUGAAUCGAAUCCUGGAAGCUCUACAUGAACAAGAUCUGGGGCCAGCAUUGGAAUGGGCUAUCUCCCACAGGCAGCCCCUGCUUGAGCUCAACAGCUCCCUCGAGUUCAAGCUGCACCGACUGUACUUCAUCCGCCUCCUGGCAGGUGGCCCUGAGAAGCAGCUGGAGGCCCUCAGCUACGCCCGGCACUUCCAGCCCUUUGCUCGGCUGCACCAGCGGGAGAUCCAGGUGAUGAUGGGCAGCCUGGUGUACCUGCGGCUGGGCUUGGAGAAGUCACCUUACUGCCACCUCCUGGACAACAGCCACUGGGCCGAGAUCUGUGAGACCUUUACGCGUGAUGCUUGUUCCCUGUUGGGCCUUUCUGUGGAGUCACCCCUCAGUGUCAGCUUCGCCUCUGGCUGUGUGGCUCUGCCCGUGCUGAUGAACAUCAAAGCUGUGAUCGAGCAGAGGCAGUGCACUGGGGUCUGGAGUCACAAGGACGAGUUACCGAUUGAGAUCGAACUAGGCAUGAAGUGCUGGUACCACUCAGUGUUCGCGUGCCCCAUCCUCCGCCAGCAGACGUCGGAUUCCAACCCUCCCAUCAAGCUUAUUUGUGGCCACGUCAUCUCCCGAGAUGCACUCAACAAGCUCAUUAAUGGAGGAAAGCUGAAGUGUCCCUACUGUCCCAUGGAGCAGAACCCAGCAGAUGGGAAACGCAUCAUAUUCUGAUUCCUGCCUGGGAGGAACUUUGCUGAAAGAGGAUUUUCACCCGUGAGCCUUGGUCUAUCUCAGUGUGGGUGGCUGGCUUCUGUGGACUGUGUUCAUUUCAGAGCAGCUGGCUGAGGAGUGCCACCACAGGCAGGAGCUGGAGCAGCCCUCUGGCAGAGGCCAAGGAAGGAGGUGAAACAGCCGACUCUGGGCAGCUGCCUCCUUGGCUCUAAGGGCAGGGGGACGCUGGCCUCUGUACUCCUGCUCUGUCUUCCCCUUUUUGUAUUUGCUGUUGACUUAGUAGCAACUGACAGAAGCAAAGGACUUGGUGGGCACAGCAGACGUCUUCCAUCCCUGCCCUCAGCCAGGUCUCUUCCUGCCACACCGAGGCUUGUAAAGGCCACUCCUGCCACUGUACAGCCUCACAACUGUUUGCAUCAGUUUCCCACUGUAAACAAUCCGGAGUAGACCUGAAUGCCACUGUUUUAUAACUUUGAGCAACUAUAUUCACAGGCCUUCUCCUUA